Molecule: messenger RNA, 1480 nt
Organism: Chelonus insularis
Lineage: Eukaryota; Metazoa; Arthropoda; Insecta; Hymenoptera; Braconidae
Product: torsin-1A
Exons: 3
Coding region: 267-1277 (336 amino acids)
Biological process (GO): cellular response to misfolded protein
Molecular function (GO): ATP hydrolysis activity; ATP binding
Source: RefSeq, a predicted model, not a curated record
AGUCAGCCAGUGAUACCACCUGUAAGAUUUUGAAUACCAUGCUUACCAAGCCAAAAAAAAAAAUCAGGUGCAUCAUUGCAAAUUGUACAUAAAGUGGCAUGUAUUUACUCGAUUGAUUGUUGUUAUACAAAUUCUACAUGUAGUCAAAUUAUAAUUAUGAAUAGUUAAUGAAACAAUCAGAAUCAUAAGAUAAGAGUUGUAAAAUAAGUUAAUACUCUCAAUGUAUUUUAUUAAUUUAAUAUUCAUAACAAUUGCUUAACCAUAAAAUGCAUUAUUUUCGAAUUCGUUUUAUUAUUUUUUAUCUUAUUUAUUUACAAGAAGCUAGUAGUUUUUAUAAUUAUUUAAGAUCAGGAUUUAAUCAUGUAGUUUGCUCUUAUCAAGAAUGCUGCAAUGAAAAAUAUAUUAAAAAAAAUAUUACAGAAUUAAAUGAAAGAUUACGUACCAAAUUAUUUGGCCAGCACAUUGUUAAUAAAGAACUCAUAAGUGCUUUGGGUGCACAUAUAAAUGUAAGAGAACCUAAAAAAGCUUUAGUAAUGAAUUUCCACGGUCCUGGAGGAACCGGUAAAAAUUAUGUUGCAAGAAUGAUUAUUGAAACUUUUUAUGAGAAAAAAGUAGAAAGUAAUUAUGUUCAUUUAUUUAUUGGGAGAAUAAAUUUCCCCUUAGAAAGUAAAAAACAAGAGUAUAAGGAGGACUUAGUCAAAAUCCUAAUCGAAAGUUUAUCAAAAUGUCCAGAAUCUUUAUUUGUUUUUGAUGAAGUGGACAUGAUAGUACCUGGAGUAUUAGAUGUACUUGUGCCAUUUAUGGAUUACGGGACAACGCAAAUAUGGCACAUGGGCCAGAAGUAUCAAUUAACUACUAACAAAGCAAUAUUUAUUUUUUUAUCAAACACUGGAUCUAGAGAAAUAAUACAAACCUUAUCUAAUGCUUGGCUAAGUGGGAAAAAACGCGAGGAAUUAUCAUUAGCUGAUUUCGAAGCUUUAAUGGCGAAGGGAGCCUUCAAUGAAGGUGGUGGAUUCUAUAAAAGUGAUACUAUUCAAUCACAUUUGAUUGAUCAUUAUAUACCAUUUUUACCUCUCGAAACAAGACAUGUAUUGCUUUGUAUUGAAGAAGAAUUUAAAAUAAAAGGACAUACCCCAACUUCAGAACAAAUUGACAAAGUUAUGGAGUAUAUUUCUUGGGAUCCAGAUCAUCAGAUUUAUGCAAGCAGUGGCUGUAAAAAAAUAGCCUCCAAAGUAUCAAGUAUAUUAUACCGGCAAAAACUACAUAAAGAGCUAUAAUAGACUUAAAUCCACAAUCAAUUGAUUGUAAUAAUAAUUUAAUUAUUACUAAAAAUAUGUGCAGACAUAAAAUAUAUUUCACAAUGAGGUAUAUACAUCAAAUUUUAUCACUAAACUUUAUUGGCACAGUUGGAUAAUAUUUCUUAAUAAUUAAAAAAUAUUUUCUUUUUUUUUUUUUAAGAAUAACAAUGUAUCUGUGAAUU